Cynoglossus semilaevis (tongue sole) is the source of this 1182-nucleotide messenger RNA. Its product is annotated as deleted in malignant brain tumors 1 protein. Gene Ontology annotation, cellular component: membrane. The transcript has 6 exons. The record is from RefSeq and is a predicted model, not a curated record. The coding region runs from base 57 to 824 and encodes 255 amino acids. Lineage: Eukaryota; Metazoa; Chordata; Actinopteri; Pleuronectiformes; Cynoglossidae.
CCUUUGUGUUCUGACAUAUAAGGGAAGUAAUGCCAUGUAAUGAUUGCAGAAAGUGAAUGCUCGCAAACAGCAGAAUGGACGAAGUCUCCCACAUUCAGUUCAACCCAUUGUUUGAUAUGUCCCUCAGCAGAUCUGACCUAAACUUCGAGGUAGAGGAGAGAACGCCAAAGAAACCUAAAAAACAGUGGUAUGGUAGAGCAAUUGUUGUUUACCUGAUUUUGCAGACCAUACUGAACUUAUUUCUUCUAUAUAAAGUGUUCACAGUGGAGUCUUUCUCGUGUCGUUCUGGGUUCGAAAAACUGAUAGCAGCUCACACAAAUCUGUAUGAAGAACCAAGCAAACACAGUCUUGAGGUGCUAAUUCAGAACAACAGUCAAGAGGCAAAGACACUGAGGGACCUUGUGUCUUCUCUGGAAACCCAGGUCAAUAGUGUGUGUCAGCUGGAAGAAAUCAAACAUGACCUGGCCCUCCUUAACACCACCACACACAGCCUACAGGUCCAACAGUCCACCAUCCCCGUGGCAUCAGUGGAUGUGCGCCUCAUUCCGGGGAGGUUUAGAGGCCGAGUAGAGGUUAGACAUAAUGGAGUUUGGGGCACAAUUUGUGACGACAGCUUUGACAACGUCGAUGGCAUGGUGAUUUGUAAGAUGCUCGGUUUCUCAUCUGCCAUCACUACAUUUACUGCCACUCCAGGCUCUGGUAAAAUCUGGCUGGAUGAGCUGCGGUGUCAUGGAACGGAGGAAGACAUCUUUGAUUGCCCCCAUGCUGGAGUUGAAUUUCAUAACUGCCACCACAUGGAGGAUGCUGGGGUUCACUGUAUCUAAACUUGAAUUACUGCAGCUGUGUGUCUGUUUUUGUACAUACAUUAUGCGCACUUACUACAAUUCCUAAAAUCAGUUUUAUAUCCUGUACUUUUUACCUAAUCAAACUAAAAUCGCCCUGAAUUAAAUUAAAUUAUUAUAUUGUCUUUUUUUUUUUUCCAAAGUCAAACUCUUCUGCUUGUCAACAUUAGCUGUAACAAUGUUGUAUUUAAAGACACACAAAUGUCCUGCAAACACACAAACUCGCUGCUGGUUCUCAAAUGAAUUUUUCCCCAAAGUGACAGAUAUGACAGCUAUCUGUUGAAGUGUUCGUUAGUAAAAAAAAAAAAAAAUUCAAAAAUUUAAAUCAUUAGUUUUAUCA